AUGACUGCAUGUUCACAAUGCGCCCUGCGGGACAUACAAUGCCAUGUGGAUGACUCGGAUGACGUUCGGAUUCGGCGGCGCCGCCAAACUACCGCUCGCGGAGGUAUUGUCGAAGUUGGCACUGGAGAUCUACAGCCUGCCCUAUCGCACCCAUCGCCAGGUGUGCGAGGCGAUUCAGCUUCACGGGUGGCCUCGGAAUCACAUAUUCUAUCUCCUUCCCCCGGAAAUGACAAUGCGGCACUAUCAAAUAUUUCGUUCGACAUGUUUGCUGAUAGUCCGUUUGCACUGAGUUUCGAUAAUAUGCUUUUCCUCGAUCAAAUUUUCAUGGGCAACUGCGGCCCUGCCGAGGAUAACAAUCAACGAGGCCAGGAUUCGCAGAAUCCCACUCCCACCUCCGACAUGACCCAGACAGACAGUCAAGAACAAGACGGGAAGGACCUUGUCUCUUCAAGUGAAGAACUUAGCGCAUAUUCCUGGAUGGGGGUCUCGGUAGACUCUGCAUUCUGCACGGCAGCACUGCGUUCCUAUUUCGAUUAUGCGGCCCCAUACCUUCCAAUUCUCCUCGCGGAUGCUUUUUGGGAAGACUAUCAUGCCAAUCGGUGCAGUGAAAUGCUUCUGUAUGCCGUUGCCUGCAGAGGUAUGCCCUUCAUUGAAGCUCCGGACAAAUGGAACCUCCAGCAACUUCUCGCAGCCACUUUCCGCGAACGGUAUCUCAGUGCUCGAAGCAACACAUGUGACAAUGAAACUAUCCGACUUGACGAUCUUGAAGCUCUUGCCCUGAUGAUCGAUUUUGAGUAUGAUGACUCAAGGAGUCUGCCACUCCUGUCGAAUCUUGCAAAACUGUUUCUUACCCAUGACGCGCUCGUGCUGAUGACGAUGAACUAUCGGAUUCUUGAUCAUGACAGCGCCAAUUCAACAUUACCAACAAAGCUCGCCAGGGCUAGCGAGCGUCGCGUGCUCCUCUAUUGGCACAUUUAUGGACUCGAUGCAUUUCACUGCCUUGACAAAAAGCAAAUGUCGCGUAUCCCAAACAAUGACGUUGGGGGUAGCGAGAACCUCUCGCUGCACGAGACUAAGGACUAUUUCGAUGCUCUUCUUGCGCUGGCUGUGAUAGCUCGUCAACUUACACAGACUUUGUGCAGCCCUUUUUCAAAACGAGAAGGCGUCAUCCUCAAUGACAUCCGCAAUUUGUACGAGCAACUAGAUUAUUGGAGGGACAGCUGCUGUCCGCGACAUCUACGGAGGUACACAGACAGUGCAGGUAGACCCAAUCCCAUUGAAAUUAACAAGCCAGACUCCAGUCGAACGGGGAAAUAUACCCACCUUUAUCGAGGGGUUUUAUGGACUCUGGAGCUACACUGUCGACUGAUGAUUGAAGACUGUGUAUCGGAAUUCGGUAUACAGGACAAAACAAGCUUGGAGGCCGAAGUACUCGCAAGACGAGUGGAAUAUGAAAGUUUGCGCGCAUUAAAUGAGAUGGUCAACAUAUGCCAGUGGAUGAAGCAGCACGAGACACAUCAUGAAGACCACGAGCGACAUUCUUUGAUCGAUCUCGCGCCAAAUAUUUUGCGCAACAUCUGCGCGGGCAUGUGCUAUUGGUCCUGCCAACGAGGGAUUGACCUUUGCGACAGCGGUCCCCCAAGGCUGCUUCAGUCCCGGCAUGCAAACGAUAGAGAAGAGAUUCUGAAGCGAAAAGUCCUAAACUAUGUGGAAAUCGCAAAGUUACUGCGAGAUGCUGCAGCGACCGCAGCAUCACAUCGAGAUACGGCGCACGUCCUUGAGCGAAUCGACAAACAGCGGGAGUUGCUUGGUUCCAGAUUGAAUCUGCUCUAG
Molecule: messenger RNA, 1833 nt
Organism: Aspergillus viridinutans
Lineage: Eukaryota; Fungi; Ascomycota; Eurotiomycetes; Eurotiales; Aspergillaceae
Product: fungal specific transcription factor domain-containing protein
Exons: 1
Coding region: 1-1833 (610 amino acids)
Biological process (GO): DNA-templated transcription
Molecular function (GO): DNA binding; zinc ion binding
Source: RefSeq, a predicted model, not a curated record